Messenger RNA from Cololabis saira (Pacific saury), 3440 nucleotides. Its product is annotated as cytochrome P450 2J2-like. Gene Ontology annotation, cellular component: intracellular membrane-bounded organelle; cytoplasm. Gene Ontology annotation, biological process: xenobiotic metabolic process. Lineage: Eukaryota; Metazoa; Chordata; Actinopteri; Beloniformes; Belonidae. Gene Ontology annotation, molecular function: heme binding; iron ion binding; oxidoreductase activity, acting on paired donors, with incorporation or reduction of molecular oxygen, reduced flavin or flavoprotein as one donor, and incorporation of one atom of oxygen. The coding region runs from base 82 to 1563 and encodes 493 amino acids. The record is from RefSeq and is a predicted model, not a curated record. The transcript is spliced from 9 exons.
GUUCUGGACACACUGUGGUCUCAGACACCCUGAGGCUCAAACUUUAGCUCUUUACAAAGCAGUUUCAAAAAUAUUUCCACCAUGAUUUUUCAAGCUAUUUUUGAUUGUAUGGAUUUUACUCUUUGGCUGUUGUCAGGUUUUGUAUUGCUGCUUUUAUUUGAUUUUACCAAAAAUUCGAGGCCUCGCAACUUUCCUCCUGGACCUCUGGCAGUGCCUUUCCUUGGAAACAUCUUCACUGGAUUGGACUUCAAAACAAUGGAGAAGCUUGCUCAGGAAUACGGCCCCGUGUUCAGCUUGAGGAGAGGUAGCGAGAGGAUGGUGUUUGUUUCGGGAUACAAGAUGGUGAAAGAAGUUCUCAUCAACCAGCUGGACAGCUUCGCUGAUCGACCAAUUGUCCCUCUUUUCCAUGUUAUCUUCAAAGGAAUUGGUAUUGUUCUGAGUAACGGUUAUCUGUGGAAAAGUCAGAGGAAGUUUGCCGGCAUACACCUGCGUAACUUCGGCGAGGGCAAGAAAUCACUGGAAAAAUAUACUGAAAUGGAAAGCAACUUUCUUUGUGAAGCCUUCAAAGAGGAGCAAGGCAAACCAUUCAACCCUCACUACACCAUAACAAAUGCAGUGGGCAACAUCAUCUCCUCUGUGGUCUUUGGGCAUCGCUUUGAAUAUUCUGAUCCAACUUUUCGCAAAGUUUUGGAGUUGGAUAAUGAAGCCGUCAUUCUUGCGGGUUCACCCCGGACUCAGCUCUAUGAUGUCUUCCCUGGCUUAAUGAAACACCUGCCAGGUCCUCACCAGACUGUCCACAGCAACUACAGGGAGAUCCUGAUCUUUCUGAGUAAGGAGCUAGAGAAGCACCAGGAGGAGUGGAACCCAGAUGACCCCCGCGAUUACAUCGACAUGUACCUGGCUGAGAUGGAGAAGAAAAGAGAGGACCCCCAGGCUGGUUUCAACAAAGAAACCCUGUUGAUCUGCAUCCUUGACCUGAUUGAGGCUGGGACAGAAUCCUCUGCAACCACAUUACGCUGGGCCCUGCUAUUCAUGAUCCACUACCCACAGAUACAAGAAAAGGUCCAGGCGGAGAUAGACAGAGUGAUCGGACAGUCUCGUCAGCCCACCAUGGCUGACAGACCCAGCUUACCCUACACUGAUGCUGUCAUCCAUGAAACCCAAAGAAUGGGGAAUAUUGUUCCACUGGGAUUCCCCAAAAUGGCCAGUAAAGAUACCACACUGGGGGCAUACUUCAUUCCCAAGGGCACAGCGAUCACUACCAUCCUCUCAUCUGUGCUGUUCGAUAAGGAUGAGUGGGCGACUCCGGAUAUAUUCAACCCAGAGCAUUUCUUAGAUUCAGAGGGAAACUUUGUGAAAAGAGAUGCCUUUUUGCCAUUUUCAGCAGGUAAACGGGUGUGCAUAGGGGAGCAUCUGGCGAGGAUGGAGCUGUUCCUUUUCUUUACAACUCUCCUGCAACGUUUUUACUUCUCACCUGUUCCUGGAGAGCUUCCCAGUUUGGAGGGCGUCUUGGGCUUCACCUAUUCCCCCGAAGAGUUCAGGAUACUGGCUGUGGCUCGUUGAUGUCAUCCCAGCCAAACACCAAACAUGACUUUGACUUCUUUUUGAUACCUCCAGGUCACAACAUCAGUCUAAAACGUGUAUAAUAGUUAGAGGAUUUGAUAUUGAUAUACUUAAAAGUUACUAUGAUUAGUUUGAUGGGUUUGUAUAGUAAGAACGUGCUAAAUGUGUACCGACAUCAUCUUGAUCCAUUAAUUCUGCACAACUUCACUAAAUGCUUCUCCUUUUUUUUUAAUUUUUUCUGGUUUGAGCUUGUUGAGUUUUGGUGAACUUGGAGCCUGUAAAUGAUUUAAGCCUGGUGGUGCAUUGCGAGAUAAGACUGCAUAGUGCUUUAAAAGAUAAUCAAUUAUUACGGUAUGUUGAAUGCAGUACAAACAUUUGUAUUACCGGUACACUAUAGUACUGACAAAUUAACAGUUCUGAUUACUUUGCAUGGUAGGAUUUUGCAACUCUCUGCAAAAUAAAACAUUUUGGAUGGAUGACCAAUUUUUGGUUUUCUUAGAAAAGGACUGUAAUGCUGUUUAGAAUAUGGAUUUAAUAUCAACAUUAAUUUAUGUGAACGCAUGGAGGGUUUUCACAAAAAGAGCUGAUUGAAUUGAUUCAAUCAAUUUGAACAACUUGAAAAGUGCCCUGCUUUUUGAGAUUGUUUGCAUCCCAAUUGGAGUAAGAGUAAAUAAAGAAUGUCAUGAGCAUUUUAAAUCAUGCACAUUUUGCCCAAUCAAAAACCAAAACAAUUGAAAAACAUAUUAAAAUAAAAACAUUUACUUAGGGAAUUAAAUAAAUACAAGGGUAAAAUGUACAUGUUACUCAUUUUAAAAACACAUUUAUUAAGUAUUUUUAUGCAACAUUGUUCAGUCUAGUGUAAGUUUUAGUUUAGUUUAGUUUAUUUGCACAUAAAAAAAUAUACAACCGCCAAAAGUUCAGACGAACAGUAUGUAGAAAAGGCUAGCAAAAAAGUUGUGAUUUGUUUUUUGAAAUUAUUUGUGCUCGAGCAUUCUCUGAUAUGGUGUGGUAAGGUGUUACAAUAAAGAAGAACCUCUGAACCUAACUGAAAAUUGAGAAAAAGUAGUCCUGAAAAAGGUGGGAUGGAGAUUGUUUGCAGACCUAGUAUUAAAGUGAUACAUUUGGGAAUUGAAUUGAAAUAAAGAAUGAAAACAGGUUGGAAGUAGCUUGUGAAUGGAUUGAUAGACAAAAAUACAAAUCUGAAAAACAUUUACAGCAGAAUUAGGGAGAACACUUGGGGAUUGGAACAAUGGGGUGGAUCUAGUAAGUCUAUUGGAAAAUGUAAUCGUUUUGAUAAAACGUUUUUGCAGGAAUAAGAUACAGUUGAGGUUGCUCAUGAAGGUACUUGCCUAAAUAAAUAUAAGGAUAAAUCAUAGUAUAAUAUAAAUUAAUACAGAUGUUUCUUGGUAAUAGAUGCCGUAUACUUCUGAUUACUCCAAUAUUAUAUUAUAAUAUAAGUCACAGAUUCAGCUCAGUUAAACCCAGCUACACCCACCUGUCCAAUAAACCAGCUGGGUGCCUUUUGCUGUUACUGAACUUUAUUUGGUUGGAUUGAUUGUUUAUUCUAAAACGUCUGAUCCCUGAUAAGACAUAGAGGAGUUUGCACGCACUGCGUUUUAUAUAACUUUAUAUUAUAUUACUGAGCUGAAAGUCUAAUGAGUAAUUGUGUAUACGAUGUUAGAUUUCAUCAUACAUACAACACAGGGAUUAUGCUAGUUAAGGGGCAGAUAGGUGUGUCCGGCUUGUAUAAAAGUCAUUCACAUUAACCUGUGCGAUAUAUCCUGUAGUUGCUUCUUGCCUCUUUUGCAUUUUGAGCUGUUGGUUUUAUUCUGUUUACUCUGUAACAUUUAAUCUCUGAUUAAAGUGGUUUUCACACA